Molecule: messenger RNA, 2684 nt
Organism: Syngnathus typhle (broad-nosed pipefish)
Lineage: Eukaryota; Metazoa; Chordata; Actinopteri; Syngnathiformes; Syngnathidae
Gene: vrtn
Product: vertebrae development associated
Exons: 3
Coding region: 308-2302 (664 amino acids)
Biological process (GO): regulation of transcription by RNA polymerase II
Cellular component (GO): chromatin
Source: RefSeq, a predicted model, not a curated record
UAUUCGUCCCCCCCCCCCCGCCGGUCCUGUCCUUUUGUUAACACUUCACAUUGAAGUUGACCCUGACUGCACCAACCAAGCGGAGGAGGAGGAGGAAAGAGGAAGGAGGAGCACUUUCUUCUCCGAUGGACCAUUUCCUGAGGAGCUUUCUUGGCUGCGCGUCAUUGUCACCUUUGACGCGCGCGAUGGAGUGAGGACGCAGCAGCGGGAGCAGUCUUCUGAGAAAGCGAGGUUGCUUUUUUUUUUUUUCUUUUCUCCCCGUUUCCAUUCUUCCGCGACGUCAAGUCACCAGCGCCAUUCCGCAGUCAUGAUUCAGCGGAACGAGGCGGUGCUGUCCAUCCUGAGGGAGCUCCAGGAGGCCACGGAGAACUCAGGCCUGGACGCACUCACCCUGAAAGCCCUGGAGGUGGACCGGCUCCUGGCUCCUUUCCCGCUGCCCCGACUGCCCUGCCAGAACUUCCCCGAGUGGGUGGGGGUGGAUGACGUGGCCCAGGGCCUGUGCCCGCAGGACGCCCCUGCGGACCUCCUGCCGCUCCGUUGCAAAGGAAAGGGCAACUUGCUGUUUGACGCCGCCAGCAUGUUGCUAAUAGGCAACAGCGGGCUGAGCUUGGAGCUACAGGUGAGGACAGUUGUGGAGAUGGUCCUGUGGAAGAGGUACUACUUGUCCGGCAUGAUCGACUCCAAGAUGAUGCUCCAGGCGGUCCGCUUCAGCCUCUGCGCCGAGGAGUCGGAGGCCAUGCCCAACCUGUCGGCGAGUGUCCUGGAGGCCAUCUUUGACGCCGACGUCAAGGCUUCGUGCUUCCCCGACUCCUACGCCAACAUGUGGCACCUCUACGCGCUGGCGUCUGUGCUCCAGGUGAACAUAUACUCCAUCUACCCCAUGUUCAACCACAAAAUCCGAUCCUACUUCAACCGGGUCAUCCGGCCCAGGACUUGGUCCAAAGAGCGCGAGGCUCAAACCUUCCACAUCAUGUGGUCCGGCGAGUUGAAGUCAGGGACUUUGUUCCGACCCGAUCACUUUGUGGCGCUGGUCCACCUGAGCGACUUUGCUUCGAGUAGUCUCAAGAGCAAGGAGCUCCUCAAGCAAAACUCCAAGUUCUCGUACCCGAGUCUGAAAGACAAGUACAACAUCACCAAGAGGACCUUCUACCGCUGGAAGAGGCAGUCUCAGGAGCACUGUAAGAAAUCCACAGCCCGCUACGAGGCCAAGUACUUCCUGCAGGCGUGCUACCUGGAAGGGAAGCUCAUGCCGCUGCACCGCUUCAAGGAGUUCUUUCCGCAAAUCUCCAGGUCCUCCUACUACAACUGGAAGCAGGAGCUCCUCAGGUCAGGCGGAACCCUGUCCACGCCCUCGUCCACGGGGGAGGUAAGUCCCGGGGAGAGCACGGAGCAGGAAGCCUGGUCCUCUCCCGAGCUCAGACAAGACGAGUCGGACCAACAAGACAGCGUGGCGGGCAUGUUCGGCCUCAGCGUGGGGCCUCUGGAUCUGGAGCGGGCCCAGAGCGUGGCCCACAUGCAGCAAGCCAAACGUUGCUUGCAGAACUGCAUCGCCACCAAGGCCUCCUUUCCCUUCAGGGUCUUCAAGCGCAACUUCCCCGGCAUCUCCAGGUCCACCUACUACAACUGGAGGAGAGAGGCCAUGUUGUUCUUCGGAGGCUACAAAGCCAACAGCUCGGACAGCUCGGACGCCGACAAGAGUCCGAAAAGUAUCUCUCCGGUCAUGCGGAACAUCGGAGAAGCGGCUCCGCGGUCCAAGCUCUGCAGGCGUACGCACAGAAGUUUCCGUCUCGCCUACAUGAGUAAGAAGCAACUCAGAGACUUUGCAAAACUGCUCGUCCAGAAGUCCAAGUUGUCCCUGGGCAAGUUCAAGCUCAGGUUCCCGACCUUGUCCCUUUGCUUCUUCUGGCUGUGGAGGAGCGGCGACACCAAGAGGAUGUUGAGCAAGGUCAACGACCCCGAGGUUGAAGCAACCCCGCUGAGCGUCAUCGACGUGGCACGCAAGGAGCUCCCGUGCGCUGAGAUGACCUCGUAUGUCGGUGGCUGCAGCACGGCUCCUCUGGAAGUCCCGCAUCCCCAAGGCGGAGGAGCCCUGGCAUGCCCCCUGCCGGACAAGCUGGCCGUGGACGUGGUGGCGCUGGCCAACUUCAAAGCCAAGGCCAAGCUGUUCCUGCAGACGCGCUUUGAGGAAAAGUCCUUCCCCACCUUCAAGGAAUUCCGCUCCCACUUCCCCUUCACCCCGCGCUCCACCUACUACAUGUGGAAGCGGGCUCUGCACCACGGGGUGUCGCUGGUUCACGGCUGAAGCAUUUGGAAAAUUGUGUGACACUGGGACUGAGAUGCGGGCGUGUCCGAGGGCAGCAGUUCAAAGCUCCCGCUAGGCAUCGUACCGGGCCCCCUUUUCAUUGUCGUAUGCUUUUCGCGUCUCGUUUGUAGGAGACAGGGUUCUUAUUCUCUUUUUUUUUUUUUUCUUUAAUUCACCUAUUUUGUAUUUUUGCUUAGUCACUGUGAAUGUCCUAUUUUGAUCAAACGCACCUUUAUGGUUAUUCUGACGACGCUUGAAUGUAAAUGAAUUUAAUUUUUUUAGACUACCUAGUCCCGGUUACCUUUUAUUAGCUUUUUUUUUUUUUUUUUUUGGGGAGGUCCAGUGUUACAUUAGUGUAAAAAAAAAUAAAAAAUAAGUGCCA